This is a messenger RNA of Lodderomyces margitis, 1749 nucleotides long. RefSeq names its product pseudouridine synthase (gene PUS4). Gene Ontology annotation, biological process: tRNA modification; mRNA pseudouridine synthesis. The transcript is spliced from 2 exons. NCBI's taxonomy places the organism in Eukaryota, Fungi, Ascomycota, Pichiomycetes, Serinales, Debaryomycetaceae. Bases 1 to 1749 code for a protein of 582 amino acids. Gene Ontology annotation, molecular function: pseudouridine synthase activity; RNA binding. The record is from RefSeq and is a predicted model, not a curated record. Gene Ontology annotation, cellular component: mitochondrion.
AUGAAAGAGGAGCACAGAGCUGGCUUUGUGGAUGAUAAAUAUAAUUUGCUGAACGAAGCAGAGGAUCCUGAUUUGGUAUUUUUCAACUACCAUGAAUUUCUAGCACCGAUCCAACAGCGGUCACAACCAUCCUUAGUAAUAAACCACUUCCCCAAUUACUAUGCAGAUAGAUCGACCAGCACAUUUUACAAAACAAGGAUAGUGAAGAUACCGAGACUUUAUGAUACUACUCCAUAUUCGGAUUUAAUACCGAGGUUUUCUACAGUAUACCCUGGCCGGGAGCAAGGUGCCAUCAAAGUAGACGGGGAAUCAAGUGUAGCAACUGGCUUGUACGACGGCAACGUAUUUGGAACUACAUCUGAAAUCGUUGGAUUCGAGGAUAUAUUACUGGAGGAGGAGCUUCUUGGUAUUGUCAACACGAUUAAUCGGAUUUUGUACAGCGCGUUUUACCCUUUUCAAGUUGCAACUUUGAUAGAGAAUAUCUUAGAGGUACUAACUGGUGGCCUAUUUAUCCAAAUAUUGAAUUUAUUCAACGUAUGUACCCACACAAAGCGAAAAGUAUUGGAGUUGGAACAGUUUGUCGAAAAUAUCAAUGACAAGUUGCAAACAAAAGAUGUAGCGAUAAUAUCACCUCGAAAAACGGGAUAUCUUUCCCUUUGCGAUCUUCAAGAACUAUUCACAAAAUCCAAAGCAUUUGCUCCUGAUUUAAAAGCAAUGAAGGAGAAAGUCUUGUAUGAUCUAAGUCGAGAUAAAAAGUGGAAAAGCCGUGCACAGAAGAAGGCCAACAGUACUAAAAUAAAAAUCGGGCAUGGUGGAACCUUGGAUCCCAUGGCUAGUGGAGUCUUGGUUGUUGGUGUUGGAUUGGGCACAAAGAAAUUACAGUACUAUUUAUCCGAAUGUCAAAAGACAUAUGAGACAAAGGCUUUAUUAGGUAUAUCAACCACUACUGGGGAUGCAGAAGGUGAGAUUAUAACUCAGACGAAGACCGACCAUAUUACUCCCGAAUUGGUUAAGCUGACUGUGGAAAAAUUUGUGGGAGAUAUCAAACAAACACCACCAAUUUUUUCAGCUUUAAAAGUGAAUGGAAAGCCGCUUUAUGAGUACGCCAGAAAAGGGUUACCGUUGCCAACACAGAUCAAAGUAAGAGAUGUUAGAGUUAAUGAUAUCAAGGUCAUCGAAGACGACUUGCUAUCAACUGAUCAUGAAUUUAAAAAGCUCGAAAGUGAAUUGGAUGAAAAUGGUGUGCCUAAAGAACACGGGUUGAUGAAUAACCCAACUUUGAACGACUCUCCAUUGUACUACUCCAAGGAAUACCUCGAAAAGAUGGACAGUCAUGAGGGAGACGUCAAGCCGAUGCUACAAGCAGGUGAUGAGCACCAUCCUGAAAAAUUACCAUUAAUCCAUUUCAUAUCAGACGUCUCUUCAGGUACGUACAUCAGAAGUUUGAUUAGCGAUAUUGGCAGAGCAUUGGCAUCGUCGGCUUACAUGGUUGAGCUUAUUAGGGUCAAGCAAUCGGAGUGGCAACUAGACAAAAAUGUGUUUAGAAUCGAAGAUUUUCAAAAGAGUGAAGAUGUAUGGGGCCCCAUCUUGAAAAAGGUAUUGGACCAAGGAGGAAAGGAUAUAGACUUAGCAGCUGAAUUUGCUGUUUUAGAUACACAACCCGACAAUACAAAAGAAGAUGGAAAAGGGGAUCUAUCAUCACCAGAAGCACCAAGAGGAGAAAAAAGAUUAAUUGAUGAAGUUGAAUAA